Messenger RNA from Nicotiana tabacum (common tobacco), 1964 nucleotides. RefSeq names its product sialyltransferase-like protein 2. The record is from RefSeq and is a predicted model, not a curated record. Lineage: Eukaryota; Viridiplantae; Streptophyta; Magnoliopsida; Solanales; Solanaceae. Gene Ontology annotation, molecular function: sialyltransferase activity.
UUCCGGUGCAUCAAUGUGUUCGCUGAUUUGAGAGCGAAAAUUUAAGACAGUUUCAAUUUCCUCUUCCAGAUCUAACGCUUGCCAUUCACACACACACACACACACACACACACACACACACGGGGAAAAGAGAGCAAUAGAUUCAUUAAUUGAUCGAUUGAAGUUCAGAAGAUUGGCGAAGUAGUAAUAUAGAUUUUAGAUGAAGCUAUUGAAGCUGGCAUUUUUAGUUGCUUUGGCAUCUGGACUUGGAGCUAUUCUCAUCUACAUCACUGGUUUCUCCACUCCACAUGGAUCAUAUCAUGUCUCGGAUGAGGAUUUGGAGGCAUUACGAACUCUACAGAGUGGUUUCCAGAAGUGCGUGAGUGCAAAUGGAUUAGGUUUACAAGCUGUGAGUGGCAGGGACUAUUGCGAGGUUAUAAUGAGGUUUCCCAGUGAAACAGUUCCAAAAUGGAAAGAUCCAAAAACGGGAGAGCUUGAGGGCUUGUCAUAUGAGCUGAAUUUAUGUGAAGCUGUGGCUAUUUGGGAACAGGUGAGGAACAGUACCACAGUACUCACUAAAGAGUACAUUGAUGCUCUACCAAAUGGAUGGGAGGACUAUGCAUGGCGGAGGAUUAACAAGGGAGUACUCCUGAACCGAUGUGAAAAUAGAACUCUUUGCAUGGAGAAGCUCUCUCUAGUACUUCCAGAAAGACCACCUUUAUACCCAAGGCAGUAUGGUCGAUGUGCUGUUAUUGGAAACUCGGGGGAUCUUCUGAAAACAAAAUUUGGCGAUGAGAUCGAUAGCUAUGAAGCUGUUUUCAGGGAAAAUGGAGCACCGAUACAGAACUACACGGAAUUUGUGGGCUCCAAAAGUACAUUUCGCCUUCUUAAUAGGGGUUCCGCUAAAGCUCUUGACAAAGUAGCGGAGUUGUAUGACAAAGGAAAGGAGGUGCUGAUAGUCAAAACAACUAUACAUGACAUCAUGAACAAGAUGAUUCGGGAAGUUCCAAUUCUCAACCCAGUAUAUCUCAUGUUGGGUGCAUCCUUUGGUUCUGCAGCAAAAGGAACUGGACUAAAGGCUCUAGAAUUUGCCCUUUCCAUGUGUGAUACUGUUGAUAUGUAUGGUUUUACAGUUGAUCCAGGCUAUAAAGAAUGGACCAGAUAUUUCUCAGAGUCUCGGCAAGGUCAUACACCUCUGCAGGGAAGGGCAUACUAUCAAAUGAUGGAAUGCCUAGGGCUUAUUAAAAUCCAUUCCCCAAUGCGAGCGGAUCCAAAUCGUGUUGUGAAGUGGUUAUCCAGCCGCAGCUCAAUCACUGCUGCCCGAAUUGCAUCAGAGAAAUUGCUGAGGAGGGUAGGAGCUGGAUCGACCAAUCUUUUGGCUACAUGCUCCAUCAUUAAGAAACAAAAAGGAAAGAAUGUGGACAUAUCAAACCUUAGAAAAGCAGCCGUUGAACAUCACAAAUAUGUAAAAGGCACUACAAUGUAUCCUUUGGAGCACAAUCCAGGACAUGGCCAACUCUGCACAGUUACCAACAAAUUGAUAAUCAGAAAACUGAACUAACAAUAAGAUCAUUAGACCAGAUUUCAGGGUUAUUCUCUGAAAAGGGUCUUGCGUGCCGUGGGAAGAUAGCCUGCCAAUCUUCUUUUAUGUGCAUUUUUUGACCACUCAACUGUCUUCAGAAUCUGCAGCGCUUGAGACCUGUGAAUGUUACACACAACGUUGGUUUAAGCCUUAUUGACGAGGCACGUGGAAGGUUAAGGUGGCUCUUACCAAAUUAUACGACAUGAGUUUUCCAUUUAUUUUUGUAUUCUUUUGGCGGCUUGUAUGGGACAGAUUAUUUUCUUUUUCAAGUUUAACCCUCUUAGAUGUAUAUCAGCUAGCACCUCUCUUCUACGGGUAGUUGGUUUUAGUAUGAAAUGAAGAAGUCAAGCAGUAACUGACAUUAUUUUAUGGAUUAGAAAAUUUAGGCUUUUUAUCCAUUUAA